This is a messenger RNA of Dunckerocampus dactyliophorus (ringed pipefish), 2290 nucleotides long. RefSeq names its product acetylcholinesterase-like. The coding region runs from base 133 to 1827 and encodes 564 amino acids. Gene Ontology annotation, cellular component: plasma membrane. NCBI's taxonomy places the organism in Eukaryota, Metazoa, Chordata, Actinopteri, Syngnathiformes, Syngnathidae. The transcript is spliced from 10 exons. The record is from RefSeq and is a predicted model, not a curated record. Gene Ontology annotation, molecular function: acetylcholinesterase activity. Gene Ontology annotation, biological process: choline metabolic process; acetylcholine catabolic process.
CUCUGGGCGGAGGGGAGCAGCCCACAGACGCGGGACAGGGACACAAUCAUUCCACGCCUUCUUCAUGUCAAGAACACUGUGUGUACUCAUCCAUUCCACGCACACUCACACGGCCACUGACAAGGAUUUGCAAUGGCGAAACGCUUUGCAUAUACGUCCUGCGCUCUUCUCUUGGCGUUCACUACUCUGCCAUUGUCACUCUGCACACAAGAUGACCUUAUAAUCAAUACCAGCAAAGGGAAAGUCCAAGGGAAGCGCCUUUCAGUGCUCGGUGGUGAUGUCGGAGUCUAUCUUGGAAUUCCUUAUGGAAAACCACCAGUGGGCAAACUGAGAUUCCGAGCACCAGAGCCCGCAGAACGAUGGGAAGGGGUGAAAGAUGCAACAAAAUAUCCAAAUUCCUGUUACCAGAUUCCAGAUGAAGUCUUCCCAGGUUUCAGGGGUGCAGAGAUGUGGAACCCAAACACUGAAAUGAGCGAGGACUGUCUGUACUUAAAUGUCUGGACCACCUUCAACAAAACCAGUAAGAGCUCAUCACUGGUUCCCGUCCUUGUCUGGAUCUAUGGUGGUGGGUUUACCUCAGGAACAUCCUCUCUGGACAUUUACGAUGGCCGCUACCUGAGUAAAGCUGAAGGUGUGGUUGUGGUGUCAAUGAAUUACAGAGUUGGUGCACUUGGUUUCUUGGCUUUGCCCGACAACAACAACGUCCGGGGUAAUGCAGGUCUGUUGGACCAGCGCUUAGCCCUCCAGUGGGUUGCUAAUAAUAUUGCGGCUUUUGGAGGUGAUCCUUCACAGGUCACGAUUUUUGGGGAGAGUGCUGGGUCAGCAUCUGUAGGCUUCCACCUACUCUCCCCCGGUAGUCAUGGCCUUUUUCAAAGGGCUGUCAUGCAGAGUGGCUCCCCAAUUGCACCCUGGGCAACAGUUAGCAAGACAGUCGCCAAUGAAAGGUCCAUGAAGCUAGCAACAUUACUGGGGUGCCCCACAUCUUCCUCAACCCAACUGGACAUGUGUCUGCAGAAGUUUGAUCCAUGGAGUAUAACCUCAAAGCAGUAUGAUGUUCUCACACAGCCAGCUGUACUAGCCACUCCCUUUGUCCCUCUUGUUGAUGGCGACUUCCUACCAGACGAACCUGAAGUGUUGCUACAAAGUAACGACCUCCCGAAGAAAGAAUUGUUGAUUGGAUUAAACAGGGAUGAAGGAACUUACUUUUUAGUAUAUGGAAUGCCUGGAUUUUACAUCACUGGUGAGAGUCUCAUCACCAGGAAGGAGUUCAUGGAAGGAGUACAGAUUGCAAUGGCAGAUGUUGGCUCUGUCGCAAAAGAAGCAGCAAUUUUCCAGUACACAGAUUGGACAGAUCAAAAUAACAGGAUGAAAAACCGUGACUCUUUUGGAAGUCUGGUUGGAGACCAACUUUUUGUUUGCCCCGUGCUGGAAUUUGCUCAUUGGUACUCAAAACAUGGUGGUAACACCUUCCUCUAUUUUUUUGACCACCAAUCUUCCAUAAAUCCUUGGCCUGCAUGGAUGGGCAUUAUGCAUGGCUAUGAGAUAGAAUUCGUGUUUGGAACGCCACUGAAUACAACCUGGGGAUACACAAGGACUGAAGUGAACAUGACCAAGAGAUUUCUGAAACACUGGGCCAGUUUUGCAAGGACUGGCAAUCCAGGAAUUGAUGGGGCUGCAUGGCCUUUGUUCACCUCUGAGCACCAGGAGUAUGUCACGCUGAACACUAACCUUCCUGAAACGAGGAGGAUGAUGAGAGCCAAAGAGUGUUACUUAUGGAAUAAACUGAUACCAAGUAUACAGAAGGUUUCAGACCCUGGACUACCUUGAUGGGUGGAGCUACCGAACGAGCCACAGGUGUUCCUUAUCAGAGCUACCCCUUUAUUAUCACACCUGUGGCAGCAGGAAGGCGUCAUUUCAUUGAUCUUCAUAGACUCACAAGUCUUCUUCAUCCUUCCAGACGCUGUCUUUUAUUGUUACGGUACAUAUGCUGUUUUGAAUGGUUGCCUUCUUGCCAGUUCGGUAGCUUCCCCCAGUUAGCCUUCCCGUUUUGAGUUCUGUGGUCUUUAUUUUCGGUCUCCUUCCUUUGUGGUGCUAUUUUUGUUGCUGUUAGACCUGCACCAUAGAUUUUUGUUGUUACCUUUUUUUACUUCUUGGCCGCUGUGGUGUGUCGUGCAAGUAAUUAAAAAUCUUCUUUAUUGACACCACCGUGCUUGUUUGCAUUUUUGGGUCCAACCAAGUUUGUGGUGUGACAGUUCUUUGUCUUUGAGGGUUACAGAGGCCUUAUAAUGGC